Messenger RNA from Sphenostylis stenocarpa, 273 nucleotides. The record is from the annotation of a GenBank genome assembly. NCBI's taxonomy places the organism in Eukaryota, Viridiplantae, Streptophyta, Magnoliopsida, Fabales, Fabaceae.
AUGGAAAGUGGGGGUAUACAUGAAUCAGCCAUAGAUUUGCAGGAAGAAUCGGACAAACUAAGCGAAAGCUUCGCCCGCAGAGGCAGCUCUGAAAAUGAGCUCAAGGUCCGGCGGCACAAAGUAGCCGUUCUUCGGUGGCCCCCUCUGGCUCGUGGCAUGAGGCGGUGUCUUCUUUUUGGGAGCGGGUGGACAUACCAUCAGCGCCCGUAUCCGAUGAGCGGUGCGUUUGGGCGUGCGGAAACCUUCGUCGAUGUUCUUGACCAUGUUUUUUAA